Lampris incognitus (smalleye Pacific opah) is the source of this 2186-nucleotide messenger RNA. It is a transcript of the gene ptp4a2b, whose product is annotated as protein tyrosine phosphatase 4A2b. Gene Ontology annotation, molecular function: protein tyrosine phosphatase activity. NCBI's taxonomy places the organism in Eukaryota, Metazoa, Chordata, Actinopteri, Lampriformes, Lampridae. The coding region runs from base 439 to 963 and encodes 174 amino acids. Gene Ontology annotation, cellular component: nucleus. The record is from RefSeq and is a predicted model, not a curated record. The transcript is spliced from 8 exons. Gene Ontology annotation, biological process: protein dephosphorylation.
AAAAAAGGCGAUCUGACAGCGGUCUCAGCUCUCCCUCCGCUUUCUCCGGGAUUGUCACGGGAUUUCAAUGUUCAGCCUGCUCUUUACGGAGAAAACCACAAGCCUGAGUCAGACUGUCUGCCUAUGGUUCCACCUUGGCACAGUGUUUCUGUGUUGAUUUGGGCCGUACCUAUAUGGCGUAUGUGAGUGUCAGCGGAGAAUUCUGCCAGGCUCAGCACCUCGCCUUCGUGGACAAGUGAAUUGGCCGCCCCCUGAGGGACUACGCUACCCAGAAACCCCCCUGAUUGCCAGCACACUGGGAACCCCUGACAUUUCCAAAGGCCCUCUGGGAUACUGCGUAGUCCUUGGCCAGACUGCCCUGCUCUGUCCCAGCCAAUAAAGAGAAAUCUUUUCUUACCGCUUUCUCCUCGAAGAGCCAAUCACAAACAGCUCUCCUGAAUGGGCCGUCUCGCCAACAUGAACCGCCCCGCUGCAGUCGAGAUUGCCUACGAGUGCAUGAGGUUCCUCAUCACCCACAACCCCACCAAUGCCACCCUCAACAAGUUCACUGAGGAGCUGAAGAAGUUUGAAGUGAACACACUGGUUAGAGUUUGUGAGGCCACUUAUGACAAGGCUCCAGUGGAGAAGGAGGGGAUCCAAGUCUUGGACUGGCCCUUCGAUGAUGGCGCCCCACCUCCCACCCAGAUUGUGGAUGAUUGGCUCAACUUGCUGAAGACCAAGUUUCGUGAGGAACCUGGCUGCUGCGUUGCCGUGCACUGUGUGGCGGGGUUAGGCCGAGCUCCGGUCUUGGUGGCCUUAGCCCUCAUUGAGUGUGGGAUGAAAUAUGAGGAUGCAGUGCAGUUCAUAAGGCAGAAAAGACGUGGAGCCUUCAACUCCAAACAGCUUCUUUACCUCGAGAAAUACAGACCCAAAAUGCGUCUGCGGUUCAAGGAUGCCAACGGCCACAACUGCUGUGUGCAGUAGGCUGUCUGUCAGUGUGUCACUCAAUGUGCAUAUAGAGGGGAAACUAUUCCAACAAGGGGAGAUAAAAAUGAAGAGAAAGCUAUCAGUAAUUUUUGUGAUGAUUUGUUAACACACUGUGUCAUGGCUAAUUGAUCACAGAGAAGCGAGCGAGUGAUCGAAUGAUUGAAUCCAGAUCAAGGGAUCCACCAGCCGAACCAAUGAAUGAGAAAGGUCAAAGCACACAGAUAGGCCCACCUCCCGGUUACUAGUGUUCAACCAAGGGGCCAGAAUUUUUCGACUCGAGUCCAUCCUGAUACACCCCACCCCACCCAGAUUUCGCCGUGGGUUAACUUUUCCAUUUUGUGUAUUUUUAUUUUUACACAAGUUCCACAAUGAUGGGGGGAAAAAACAACCUCAUAAAUGUUCAAUAUUGAUUUUUAUUUCUAUUAUUGAUAUUGUGAUUGGCCCGGGGUUAUGUACCUUUUCUUUUUCUUUUUUUUUUAAAGAUAUUUUAAACCUUUCAGCACAUAUGACAGUCCAUUUUGAUGUUUCUCCAAAAGGUUCAACUAAAAAUGCAGUAAUGUUCUCUUCCCCUUCACUUGCUUAAAGUCACUUUAAGUUUAGGGGUUCUACUUAUUUUUGAAUAUGUCCGCUAUAUUUAUUCACAAGCUAUUAGUGUGGCAGUCUAGAGUUUGGCAGGGGUAAGGACACUUUAUCCUUUUUUUUUUUCUCCUAGAGCCAUGUUUUUUUUCUUUAUUCCACUUACUGUUUUUUGAAAUCUUGCGGGAGUGCAAUAACGAGUCCACCUCAGAAGAGCCCACCAAACCCUACUGGCCGUCCUAUACACACACACACACACACACACACACACACACACACACACACACACACACACACACACACAUGCAUACACACACAUACAUGCACACAUACACACACACCUUCUUCUCACUUUGUCAUAGAGGCAGUUGAACACGGGGAGACACUUGGUGAUUCGCACAACAGGUACUUUUUUCCCAUUCACUAAGGCUGCUCACUCCUUUUUAACGGGUUUACAACAGGAUUUCCCUUCACAUCACUCAUUAAGACGCAUACAGAGCCUAAGAUCCAACUGUUAAACCCUUACUCUCAGUCUGAAGGAAAAGAGGUGGAAAAGAAAGAAAAUGGUCAGUUUUUUAUCAUUGUACCCAUUUUGAAGACAUCCCCAAUUCAUAUUGGUUCUUAAAGAUAAAUAAAUUGAAAUA